Indicator indicator is the source of this 2256-nucleotide messenger RNA. RefSeq names its product solute carrier family 35 member B2 (gene SLC35B2). Gene Ontology annotation, biological process: transmembrane transport. The record is from RefSeq and is a predicted model, not a curated record. Lineage: Eukaryota; Metazoa; Chordata; Aves; Piciformes; Indicatoridae. Gene Ontology annotation, cellular component: endoplasmic reticulum membrane; Golgi membrane. The transcript has 6 exons. Gene Ontology annotation, molecular function: 3'-phosphoadenosine 5'-phosphosulfate transmembrane transporter activity.
AUGCAAUGGGGCGGUGGGAGGGCAGGGUCCGUCUCUCAUGCCUGGAAAGUAUUUCUGGUGCCCGGCCUGGGACCGGCGUCACUUCGGCCCAUUGACUUCCCCUCCCCGACUCGGCGGGGGCAAUACUGGCCCCUUUCCUCCAUCCAGCCGCCAAGCCUUGCGCGGGAGCUCUGUCCCUCAGUGCCACAGGAACGUGGCGAGGGCACGGCUCCUCAGCCGUGGCCCCUCCGAAGCGGCAGGGGGCGCUAUGUGGAGCCGCCGCGCGCCCUCCGGGCGGGGGUUCUGCCGCUGCUGCCGGAGCGGAGCCGAGGGGAGCCGGCCGGGACCGGGGCCGGGGCCGGGCAGCAGGUGGGUAGUGAGGCCGGGGUGGGCGCAGAGUGCGGGUCGGACUAUCGCGCGGCAAGGGUGGGUGAAGGCUGCCGCCGCGCUACCGGUUCGUUCCCUGCGGACGUGGCCGCUGAACGAGGGGGCGUCUCCGGCACCCUGCUCGUCCCGCAUCCGUCCGAACGUUGCCCCUCUCCGUGCUUGGGCCCGCGGGGCCGGUCCCCGGGCAGAGGCCGCUGGUGCUUGGAGCCUUGGGAAAGAAAAGCCUUCGAGCGGGAAGCGGGGUCCGCCGGGCCCUGUCCGUGGCGGAGGCUGCCAUUGCCGCCGGCUGGCGAGGAUCCAGGAGCCCGGCAGCCGCUGCUAGCAGCCCCUGGGUGGAGGCGGCGGUUGGCCCUGGCGGGACAGUCGCAGGCUAUCCCUGCGACCCGGCCUUGUCCGGCUGCAGGGCAGUGCGGCAGGCAUGAAACACCGAGCUUUAACCUCGACCGCGAGGGCAGGGCCUGCUGCACUGAGGCAGCUCUCAGGGCCUGGGAAUUGCUAGUCGGGUUGUUGGACUGUGGGGUCCUGGCCACAGCGACUGUGGCCAGUGACUGUGAAGAUAAGAAAAAUCCCUCAGGUGUUUCCUAAGGGGACAAAAGAUUUUGCCUUCCCCUUGUGCUGACUUCCCUUCCUGUGAUGGCUACUGAUGAACAGAUCUCCCCUGCCCUGCAGGACUCAUGGGGGGACUUCUGGCUCUUCCGUUUCUUUGUUAAUGCUGCUGGCUAUGCAAGUAUUGUGGUGCCAGGGUUCCUCCUCAUCCAGUACUUCAAGAGAAGGAAUUACCUGGAGACAGGCCGCGGCAUUUGUUUCCCUGUCAUCAAAUCAUGCGUGUUUGGCUCUGAGGUGAAGUCUGUGCACCAGGAGGAUGGCUCCCUGCCACCCCGAGCAGAGCCCACAGAGUCCUCUACAACCCGACAGGUUUUCAAGCUGCUCUUCUGUGCUGCUGGUCUACAGGCCUCCUACCUCACAUGGGGCGUGCUCCAGGAGCGUGUGAUGACAAGAACCUAUGGUGCCACUGAAACAGACCCUGGUGAGAAGUUCACGGACUCUCAGUUCCUCGUGUUCAUGAACCGCAUCCUGGCCUUCACGGUGGCUGGUUUGUACUGUGCUCUGACCAAGCAGCCACGUCAUGGGGCCCCUAUGUACAAAUACUCCUUUGCUUCCCUCUCCAACAUCCUCAGCAGCUGGUGCCAGUAUGAGGCACUCAAAUACAUCAGCUUUCCCACCCAAGUGCUGGCCAAAGCCUCCAAAGUGAUCCCAGUGAUGAUGAUGGGCAAACUGGUGUCACGUAAGAGUUACGAGUACUGGGAGUACCUCACUGCUGCCCUCAUCUCUGUGGGGGUCAGCAUGUUCCUGCUCUCCAGUGCUCCUAACAGGCACGUGUCCACUGUCACCACUUUCUCAGGCAUAGUUCUCCUGGCUGGCUACAUAAUCUUUGACAGCUUCACAUCCAACUGGCAGGAUGCCCUCUUCACCUACAAGAUGUCUCCUGUGCAGAUGAUGUUUGGCGUCAACGUGUUUUCCUGCCUUUUCACCGUGGGCUCACUCCUGGAGCAGGGUGCCUUGCUGGAGUCGAUACACUUCAUGGCCCGCCACUCAGAGUUCACAGCCCAUGCCGUGCUGCUCUCGGUGUGCUCUGCCUGUGGCCAGCUCUUCAUCUUCUACACCAUCAACCAGUUUGGGGCAGCUGUCUUCACCAUCAUCAUGACACUCCGCCAGGCCUUUGCCAUCCUUCUCUCCUGCCUCAUCUAUGGGCAUGCCGUCACUGUUGUGGGUGGGCUGGGUGUAGCUGUUGUCUUCAUGGCCCUCUUCCUCCGUGUCUAUGCCCGCAGCCGCAUGAAGAAGCGCAGUAAGAAGCUUCCACCAGGCGAGACCCCCAUACAAAAGGUCUAA